Molecule: messenger RNA, 1041 nt
Organism: Propithecus coquereli (Coquerel's sifaka)
Lineage: Eukaryota; Metazoa; Chordata; Mammalia; Primates; Indriidae
Gene: GIMAP7
Product: GTPase, IMAP family member 7
Exons: 2
Coding region: 97-978 (293 amino acids)
Molecular function (GO): GTP binding
Source: RefSeq, a predicted model, not a curated record
CAGCUGCCACAGCCUCAUCGGAGAAAACUUGAGAACUCAUCCACGCGUUCAAGAGGUCUUGUGCGUGCCUAAGCUCCAGAGCUUCUUGGUGUGAACAUGGCUGAGCAUACAGACCAGUCUUUGAGGAUCGUUCUGGUAGGGAAGACUGGAAGUGGGAAAAGUGCAACAGCAAACACCAUCCUUGGGGAGAGAAUCUUUGACUCUAGAAUUGCUGCCCAUGCUGUUACCAAGACCUGUCAGAGAGCAUUGCGGGAAUGGAAGGGGAGAGAACUUGUUGUUGUUGACACCCCUGGGCUCUUUGACACCAAGGAGAACCUGCACACCACCUGCAAGGAAAUCAGCAAGUGUGUCCUUUGCUCGUGCCCAGGGCCUCACGCCAUUGUUCUGGUUCUGCCUCUGGGCCGCUACACAGAGGAAGAGCAGAGAACCGUUGCAUUGAUCAAGGCUCUCUUUGGGGAGCCAGCCAUGAAGUACAUGAUCAUUUUGUUCACUCGCAAAGAAGAGUUAAUGAGCCAGAGCCUAAUGCUAAAUGAUUUUAUAGCAGAAGCAGAUGUGAACCUACAAAACAUCAUCCAAGAGUGCGGCAACCGCUACUGUGCAUUUAGCAACGUUGUAGAAGCAGAGAAGGAAAGUCAGGUGCAGGAGCUGGUGGGGCUGAUAGAGAAAAUGGUGCAAGCCAACGGAGGGUCUUACUUUUCUGACGCCAUAUACAGGGACACAGAGAAACGCGUGAGACGAGAGGCAGAGCUUUUGAGGAAAACCUACACUGAUGAAUUAAAUGAGAAAAUAAAAAGAGUAGAAAAGGAUUAUGCUCAUAAAUCAAAGAAUGAAAAGGAGAAAAAAAUAGAGUCACUAAUGAGGAAAUACGAGGAAAAACUAAGAAAUAUAAGGGAAGAAGCUGAGAGUAAUACAUUUGAAAAAAUUUUAACUAGUAUUUUUAAAAAGCUUUCAGAAAUAUGGCAUUGGUUUUGGAAUUAAUGUCUAUUUCAUUCUUUCUCCUUAACUUACUGUGAUUUGUUAAUGUGAUGGAUUUUAUUUUUC